UUUUAGUGGAACUUUCAAUAUUUUGGUUGGGACAAUUUGGCAAAUGAUCAAUUAUACAUGUAGAUUAUCCUUUUCUGAUCUCUCUGGUGCAAUUUUAUUCUCAGUUUUUAGAAACUGAGGAAUUUCUUCCAGUGCUACCUAUCCAGAACUUUACUAAAAUCAGCCGAGUUCUCGGCUCUCACUUCCAUUCAGUUGUCAUCGCAAAUUCACUAGCUUAGCUUCUGACCCUUGUCAAGUUGUCUGAGCCUUCUGGGAGCUAAUCUGCUUGCAGGCUAUAGAACACUAUCAGAAAGCUUUCAGUACUUUCUUUUUGAGCAAGUUUGUAUAUUAGCAGGAUGCGCCUCGCAGAAUCACUAAGGGAUUCUGGAGAUGUCAGGAGUAGUAGAGAGGAGGCUGGGCCUAGCGGUACCUCUGGCUCUGUUCCAGAUAGCACUGCUCGUGUUAGGAGGUUUCCAUUGGCGGCGCAACCUGAAAUUAUGAGAGCUGCUGAGAAGGAUGACCAGUAUGCUUCCUUUGUCUACGAAGCCUGUCGUGAUGCCUUUCGUCAGCUUUUUGGUACAAGAGUUGCGAUGGCUUAUCAGAAUGAGACAAAGCUUUUGGGCCAGAUGCUUUAUUAUGUGUUAACAACAGGCGCUGGACUACAAACGUUGGGAGAAGAAUACUGUGACAUCAUUCAGGUUGCAGGACCAUAUGGGCUUUCACCAACACCUGCUAGGCGUGCCCUCUUUAUAUUCUAUCAAACAGCAGUUCCUUACAUUGCAGAAAGAGUCAGCUCAAGAAUUGCUUCUCGCGGCAUCUCACUUGCUGAUUCACUAUCUGAUGAUCUUCUUCUUGAUGAUGCUAGCCAGAGCACCCAUAUACAACCUCCUGAUAAUGAUGAAGUUGCAGUGUCCUUAUUAUCAGGUUUUUCCAGAUGGAAAGCAAAAGUAGUUGGACUAUGGUCCUAUGCAGUUCAGAGGUGGCCAUCAGUCCUUCCUUUUGCCCGUGAGAUUUUACAGUUGGUUCUCCGCACUAACCUCAUGUUUUUCUAUUUUGAAGGUCUCUAUUAUCAUGUUUCAAAACGUGCUGCAGGGAUUCGCUAUGUCUUCAUCAGCAAAACUACCAGCCAACGACCACGAUAUCAAAUAUUAGGUGUUUUUCUUCUAGUUCAGCUUUGUAUCAUUGCUGCCGAAGGAUUGCGCCGGAGUAAUUUAUCUUCCAUUGCCAGUUCAGUUCAUCAAGCAUCUCCUGGGACCUACCAAACAUCUGCAGGGCGUGGUUUACCUGUUUUGAAUGAAGAAGGCAAUCUCAUAAGUGGGGAUACUGAAAAGAGUAGUUGGGUCUCUGAUCUGGCAUCAACUUCUGAGUCUAGUGCGACUGGAGUUAGCAAAUGCACACUUUGCUUAAGCAACCGCCAACACCCGACAGCCACUCCUUGCGGUCACGUGUUUUGCUGGAACUGCAUUAUGGAGUGGUGUAACGAAAAGCCUGAGUGUCCUCUCUGUCGUUCUCCUGUAACUCAUUCAAGCCUAGUCUGUCUCUAUCAUUCAGAUUUUUAGCUUGUCAUAUUGAAUUCAAGUGCAAAAUACAAGAAAUAGUGACCUAACUACGUAGAAGGGUAAGCUUAGCGGGCAUUUUUUUGACCUACAUCAGAGCUUGAUUUUCUUUAUGAUUAGCUCAUGAGAAAUUGACCAGUUAAAAGAUUUAUAUCCUUGUUAAAAUAUUACGUCUGAGGAUGCCAUGAUUAGUCAAUCGUAGCCUUGUGUAACAGCAUAGAAGGAUUCAAUAAGAGUUGUUUUCCUUGUAUGAGCCUAUCGGUGCUCAAGCAUACAAAAGAACAGCACAAACUGUAUAAAAGUGAAUGUUGAAACCUGAAAUUCCCUAUGUACAUGCAUGGCAGCAAUGCCUUUGUCAAGUUCUGUAUAUAUAUAUAUAUACAUACAUACACGAUGAAUUAUAGAUUGAA
This is a messenger RNA of Coffea eugenioides, 1945 nucleotides long. Its product is annotated as peroxisome biogenesis factor 10. Gene Ontology annotation, biological process: protein import into peroxisome matrix. The record is from RefSeq and is a predicted model, not a curated record. NCBI's taxonomy places the organism in Eukaryota, Viridiplantae, Streptophyta, Magnoliopsida, Gentianales, Rubiaceae. Gene Ontology annotation, cellular component: peroxisomal membrane. Gene Ontology annotation, molecular function: zinc ion binding. The coding region runs from base 336 to 1538 and encodes 400 amino acids. The transcript is spliced from 12 exons.